Molecule: messenger RNA, 246 nt
Organism: Trichobilharzia szidati
Lineage: Eukaryota; Metazoa; Platyhelminthes; Trematoda; Strigeidida; Schistosomatidae
Source: the annotation of a GenBank genome assembly
CUUCGUCAUCCAUUACUUGUAAUUGGUGAAACAGGAUCGUGUAAAACUGCUACAAUUGAGAGUACAUUGAAUUCAUUAAAUCGUGAUAAAUACAGUACAUUGAUAGUGAAUUUUUCAUCACGUACAACUAGUUAUGAUGCAAUGCGUGUUAUUAACUGUAAUGUAGAAAAACGUGCAAAAGGUGUAUAUGGUUCAAUUCCUGGAAAAAAAUUAGUUCUAUUUAUUGAUGAUAUGAAUAUGCCACAG